AUGGACGACUUUGACGACUUUGUCGGGCCCACUUCAGGUCGCGCACAUGCCUCCUCCCAACAACAGCAACACCACCAAACCGAUCCGUUCGCCGAUUUCCACCAAUCCCACGACGACAGCUUUGGCAGUCUCGGCGUCAAUCAACACCAACAGCAAAGAACGAGAGGAUCAGCUUCGGGCCCAUCACAUGUCCUCGUUGAUGCAGACGAUCCUGAUUUGAUGGGAGACGACGAUUUUGAUGAUUUUCGUCGAGGUUCAUCUCGCAAUCAGGCUUACCCUCCCACUUCUUCCAGUUCUGCGCGGUACAACGAUCCAUUCGCUACAUCAACUCUCUCUUUCGACCAACAUGAUACCGCCAUGGGUCUCGACGCUCCUAGACCUAACUUUGGUAGACACAUGCAAGGCAGUAUAGACUCUGGCCUUCCAUUAGCAGCCAGCGCACAGACACCGGCCGGCUACGAACACGGUCACAGCACAGAAGGCCCUUUUGCCGAUGCGUAUGCUGCUAGACAUAGCUUCAAGAGUAUCGAAGCCGAUGAUGAGAUCUCGCCUAUGGAUGAUGGCAAGUAUCUGCCUUUUGGUGCAGGUCCGGCUGCUUCUGGUGCUCCACCUGGCAGAGGCAGCGCAACAAGAGGGUCAGCUGUUCCAGGAGCAGGUCCUACUUCCGGUGCCAGUCGCAGACCACCCCGCGAUGGCCUGCUAGAUGGCUUGAAGAGGAGUAUGAGGACACUCAAAGCCGACGUUGAUACUGUGCUGCGUCGACGCAGGCAACAAGAGAAACGAGAAGGAGAUCGUAUCGUCCAACUCAACGAUCCGCUUGCCAACGACAAGAGCGAUUUCCUCGACAACUACGUCAGCACUUCCAAGUACAACGUCCUCACUUUUGUGCCCAAGUUCCUCGUCGAGCAGUUCAGCAAGUAUGCAAAUGUCUUCUUCUUGUUCACUUCUUGCAUUCAGCAAAUUCCAGGUGUUUCGCCCACUAACAGAUGGACUACCAUCGUCCCUCUGGCACUCGUAUUGCUUGCAUCGGCCUUCAAGGAGAUCAAAGAGGAUAUCAAGAGGCAUCAGUCCGACUCGGAGCUCAAUGCGCGUAUCUCGCAUGUCCUUGACCCUGGCACGGGCUCCUUCGAGCCUCGCAGAUGGAGACACAUGCGCGUGGGUGACAUUGUGAGAGUGGAGAACAACGAGUUCUUCCCCGCUGAUCUCGUACUGCUUUCCAGUUCGGAACCUGAAGGUCUCUGCUAUAUCGAGACAGCCAACUUGGAUGGGGAAACCAAUCUCAAGAUCAAGCAAGCUUUGCCCGACACGGCGAAACUCACUAGUUCCAGUGCAGCGUCCACUCUCCGCGGCAAUCUUAGCUCAGAACAGCCAAACAACAGUCUCUAUACUUUCGACGCUACACUCAACAUCCAGCUCAGCUCCACGCCUGGCUUCAGCGGCACACCGAUGCGCAAAGCUCCACUCAGCCCGGAACAACUGUUGCUACGAGGUGCACAGCUACGAAACACACCUUGGGUCUACGGUCUCGUCGUCUUCACAGGUCACGAAACCAAGUUGAUGCGAAAUGCGACUGCAGCACCCAUCAAGCGCACCGCCGUCGAAAAGCAGGUCAACGUGCAGAUCUUGUUUCUUUUCAUCUUGCUUCUCGCGCUCUCCAUUGCUUCUUCGAUCGGUGCUAUUGUGCGCAACACCGCCUACGCAUCAGAAAUGAAGUAUCUCUUGCUCAACGAGCAAGGCAAGGGAAAAGCAAGACAGUUUAUCGAAGAUAUCUUGACCUUUGUCAUCGCCUACAACAACUUGAUUCCCAUCUCGCUCAUUGUCACGGUGGAAGUGGUCAAGUAUCAGCAGGCCAUGUUGAUCAAUUCGGAUUUGGACAUGUACUAUGCGCCUACCGAUACUCCUGCGCUUUGCAGAACGAGUAGUUUGGUGGAGGAGCUGGGUCAGAUUGAUUACAUCUUCUCCGAUAAGACGGGUACGUUGACGAGGAACGAGAUGGAGUUCAAGAUGGCUAGUAUCGGUGGUAUCUCGUUCACUGAUGUUAUUGAUGAGAGUAAGCAAGGUACAGGUGAGAUUGGACCAGAUGGUAGAGAGAUCGGUGGUCAGCGAACUUGGCAUGAACUCAAAGCGAUCAUGGAUGGUCGCACCCCGGAUGAUGGUAGUAGUGCUGUGAUCGAGGAGUUCCUUACACUUCUAGCCGUUUGUCACACCGUCAUUCCAGAGCGAAAGGGCGAUAAGGUCAUCUUUCAGGCUUCCAGUCCUGAUGAAGCUGCUCUUGUCGCAGGUGCCGAGUCACUCGGUUACCAGUUUACCACCCGCAAACCUCGUUCCGUGUUCGUCAACAUUCGCGGCGUCGAACGAGAAUGGGAGGUUCUCAACGUAUGCGAGUUCAACUCGACGCGUAAACGUAUGUCCACCGUCGUCCGUUGUCCCGACGGCAAGAUCAAGCUGUACUGCAAAGGAGCAGAUACCGUCGUUCUUACUCGUCUUUCCGAAAAUCAGCCUUUUACGGAUCAAACGAUGAUCCAUCUGGAAGAUUAUGCCACCGAAGGCUUGCGAACUUUGUGCAUUGCCAUGCGCGAGGUUAGCGAGCAAGAGUAUCGUCAAUGGUCGAAAAUCUACGAUCAAGCUGCAGCAACAAUCCAGAAUAGAGGAGAAGCGUUGGAUAAGGCAGCCGAGAUGAUCGAGCAGAAUCUGUUGUUGCUAGGUGCAACGGCUAUUGAGGAUAAGCUGCAGGAUGGUGUGCCGGAUACGAUCCAUACGCUGCAAUCGGCAGGCAUUAAGAUUUGGGUUUUGACCGGCGACAGGCAGGAGACGGCGAUUAAUAUUGGCUUGUCGUGUAGGUUGAUCAGUGAAUCGAUGAAUUUGCUUAUCAUUAACGAGGAGAAUCUGCAUGAUACGGCCGAGGUGCUGAAUAAGAGAUUGCUGGCCAUCAAGAAUCAGCGCAAUACGGUCGGGGUAGAGCAGGAGGAAAUGGCGCUAGUCAUCGAUGGCAAAUCGCUCACUUUUGCUUUGGAUAAGCAACUUUCAAAGGUGUUUUUGGAGUUGGCAGUGCUGUGUAAAGCGGUCAUCUGCUGUCGAGUUUCGCCGUUGCAAAAGGCGUUGGUGGUGAAGUUGGUCAAGAAGAACUUGUCUUGUUUACUACUUGCCAUUGGAGAUGGAGCCAACGACGUUUCGAUGAUUCAAGCAGCCCAUGUUGGCGUGGGUAUUUCCGGCGUGGAAGGUCUUCAAGCAGCCAGAUCGGCGGAUGUAGCCAUCUCGCAAUUCCGAUACCUUCGUAAGCUUCUUCUCGUUCAUGGAAGUUGGUCUUAUGCGAGGUUGAGCAAGAUGAUUCUUUACUCUUUCUAUAAGAACAUUACGUUGUACAUGACCUUGUUUUGGUAUUCCUUCCAAAACUCGUUCUCGGGUCAGGUGGCCUUCGAAUCUUGGACUCUCUCGUUCUACAACGUCAUCUUCACCGUGCUUCCACCUCUGGUCAUCGGCAUCUUCGACCAAUUCCUCUCAGCAAGAAUGUUGGAUAGAUACCCGCAGCUGUACGGCCAGGUGUACUUUGAUAAGACAAGGUUUUGGGGAUGGACAGCCAACGCAUUCUUCCAUUCUCUCAUCACCUAUCUCUUUGUGACGAUCAUCUUCUGGGGCUCUCCACAGUUGAGCGAUGGAUGUGCAAGCUACAGCUGGAUCUGGGGAACGACACUGUUCAUGGUCGUCCUCCUCACCGUCCUGGGCAAAGCUGCACUUAUCUCCGACCUUUGGACUAAAUACACCUUUGCUGCUAUCCCGGGCUCGUUCGUGUUCACGAUCGCUUUGCUUGCUAUCUACGCGCUCAUCGCCCCGAGACUAGGGUUUAGCAAAGAGUACGAUGGCAUCCUCGGCCCUCUGUACGGAUUCAGCGGCUUUUGGCUAUCCAUCUUGGUCGUACCGACGGUCUGUUUAGCGAGGGACUUUUGCUGGAAGUAUUGGAAGAGAACGUAUAGGCCGGAAAGCUAUCAUAUCGUGCAAGAGGUGCAGAAGUAUAAUCUGCAAGACUACAGGCCGAGGAUGGAUCAGUUUCAGAAAGCAAUUAGAAAGGUAAGGGCGGUACAGAGGAUGAGGAGAACGAGAGGCUUUGCAUUUAGUCAGACCGAAGGAUCCGCCGAUCUGAUUCGCAAGUACGAUACUACGAUUGCCAAAGCUAGUGGGCAGUAG
Messenger RNA from Ustilago hordei, 4182 nucleotides. Its product is annotated as putative P-type ATPase (amino-phospholipid-translocase). Bases 1 to 4182 code for a protein of 1393 amino acids. The transcript has a single exon. Gene Ontology annotation, molecular function: ATP hydrolysis activity; magnesium ion binding; ATPase-coupled intramembrane lipid carrier activity. The record is from RefSeq and is a predicted model, not a curated record. Gene Ontology annotation, biological process: post-Golgi vesicle-mediated transport; endocytic recycling; intracellular protein transport. Gene Ontology annotation, cellular component: plasma membrane. NCBI's taxonomy places the organism in Eukaryota, Fungi, Basidiomycota, Ustilaginomycetes, Ustilaginales, Ustilaginaceae.